ACAUUCUCCGUGACUCCGGCAGGCGGAAGGAGCUCCUUCGCCUUGGUCUUCAGCUGCACCUGCCGUCGUCAUUUUGACUGCAAUUGCGUUUGAAGCACGUGUGAAGAGCUUCGCCCCUGCCUGUUUGUCCUCCGUCGCCGGUCCGACGCUAGCCAUACGCGAAUGGAGGAGGCAAUUGAGAAUUCUCUCUUCCCUUCAAAAUCUGCUGUUUGCUUUCUUCCUCUCAAUCUUUCUCAUUGACCUACCACCAUUUCAACUUUCCUCCUUCAAUUCUACGGGCCUUGAAAUCGUCGACCCUUUCAAUUGUACACCACCACUCAUACUACCAUCUCUUCAAAAGACCAUCAAGAUGAUGUCCGCAAGACCACUCGUUCGCUCGACGCUUCCCAGAGCUACGCGUGCUGUCCGCGCUCCUCGCCAGCAGCUCCGCUUCCAGUCGACAACCACCUCAUCAUCAACAGGCGGGGGAAGCUCCCACUUCGGAGCCGGUGUCGCUGGUGGUCUUGCUGGUGCCGGUCUCUUCUUCGCCAUCUACUCUUUCACUCCCGCCGGCCGCACUGCUUCCAAGGUCAACAAGGCCGCCAAGGAGGCCGAGAAGAAGUACACAGCCGCCGCACAAAAGCUGCAAGAAAACACACCUUCUGCCGACGAAGCCAUCGACUACAUCAAGCAGUUCGCUUACUCCUACGUCGGUUGGAUCCCUGGCGGCCGCUCCUACGUUGACUCCGCUUUCAAUGACUUUGAGACCGUCCGCAAGAAUCACAAGGAAGAGGCCGACAAGAUCAUCGAUGACGCCUACAAGCAUUUUCAGGAGGUCGCCAAGGCCGGCCUGAGUCUCGAGGCCGUCCACAAGGCAUACGAAGUCCUUGCAGACAUCACCCAGAAGCUCGCAAGCCUUGGAGGUGACGCUAUUGGAGACAUUGUCGACAAUCACCCCCAGCUGAAGGAGAAGCUUGGAGGAAAUAUUGAACAGCUCAAGGACUUGGGUGACAAGUACGGACCCGAGGCUAAGAAGCAGGUCGAUGAAACAUGGAAGCAAGUCAAGGACGUCUUGGCUGGCGGCUUCACUGCCAGCAACUUCGACAAGGUGCGCAAGCUCAUUGAGGAGAAGAUCCAGCAGGUCCAGAAGCUUGGCGACGAGGCAUGGAAGAAGGCGCUCGAGGAGGCCAAGCCCUACCUUGACAAGAACCCGAAGGUCAAGGAGCUGGUCGAGAAGAAUGCCGACGCACUCAAGAAGGGCAAUGCCAAGGAGCUAUUUGAGAAGGCAAAGAAGGCUACCGAGUCUGGAGACCUCGGAGGCCUUGAGAGCUAUAUCACCGAUACCGUCGACAAGGCUAAGUCUAAGGGCUCUGAAGUUGGCGAGAGCUUUGGUCUGGACCAAUACUUCAAGAUGAUCCCCGACGGAGACAAGAUCAUUCCCAAGUUGAAGCAGCUCCGCGAGGUCGCCGACAAGCACAAGGAAGAGGGCGAGAAGCUUUUUAAGGAGACCAUUGAGGAGGUGAAGAAGGUCCUUGAGGCCAAGUCUAAGAAGGCGGAGGAGAUUGCCGAGAAGGCAAAGAAGGAUGCUAAAUAAGGGACAUGUCUCCGGCAUUCAUGCAACUGAUACCCCAAGCAAGACGUCUACGUGGACGACUCCUUGUACGAUAGUUGAAAAAGCUUUUCCUGUGUACCAAAUAAUUAAUGACUGGAAUCACCCAUUGCCCAUGACCCUUGCUGCGCCAUAUUCUCAGACCCUCAGAUGUCCUGC
Molecule: messenger RNA, 1747 nt
Organism: Colletotrichum phormii
Lineage: Eukaryota; Fungi; Ascomycota; Sordariomycetes; Glomerellales; Glomerellaceae
Exons: 2
Coding region: 350-1573 (407 amino acids)
Source: RefSeq, a predicted model, not a curated record